UAAUCAAACGUGUGUGUGUGUGUGUGUGUGUGACCAAACGUGGGAUGUGGGGAAGCUCACUUACUCACUACUCUCCUGAACAUCGUGACGGCACCAGCUAGGAUUAUGUUGCGUACGUGUAUCUACAUGGUGGUCAGCGUCUGGGUGGUGAGUGCACAGCAACCGAGUCUGACUCAAGGACAGCUGAGGGUGGAAGUGCUCGGCAGGCCUAGUGUGUGUCGUGCUCAGUCUGGGCCUGGAGAUAAGGUGCAGGUCCGCUAUGUUGGCCGCCUCGCUGAUGGCAGCAUCUUCGACCAGAGUUCAACUCGCGGAGAGCCCUUCGAGUUCCGACUGGGGUCUGGCCAAGUGAUCAAGGAGUGGGAUCGAGGACUGGAGGGAAUGUGUGUCGGUGAGCGACGUCGACUCACUUUCCCUCGUCCUUCACACCUCAACCCGAACGACCAGGGCGCCGGCAAUGUUAUCCCAGCAGGUGCCAUACUGACGUUCGAGGUGGAACUGACGGAACUGCCAGACAAGGUGGUGUCGGUGGAGGAGAGGCCUGAGCGCCGCCCCAAGCCUGACGGGCAGCAACCGAAGGCUCCAACAAAGUUGACAUCACAGACUUUGGUGCGACCCCCGAUUUGCUCCAGCGUAUCCAAGCAAGGAGACAAUGUUACUGUACAUUACACCGGCCAACUCGUCGAUGCCAAGAAGUUUGACUCCAGUCUGGACCGCGGGGAGCCGUUCACCUUCCAGCUCGGACAGGGGGCUGUGAUUCCUGGGUGGGAUGAAGGCGUGAAGGGCAUGUGUGUCGGCGAAAGCCGACUCCUCAUUAUCCCCCCGCACCUCGCCUACGGCAAGACUGGCGCCGGCAACGUCAUACCCCCGGAUGCAACUCUCAUCUUCACCAUCCAACUCCUGAAGAUCGAAUAAGAUGUGUGGGAUGGUUCACGAUGGAUGCUCGUUUGACAGUGCCAGUGAUACCUUUGUUAUCUUGUUAUAUGAUGUUACUGCUCUUUAGUUUAUAAAUUGUUAUACAUAUAUCAUUAGCUGGGCUAUGAUUAAACUUUAUUUACAA
This is a messenger RNA of Homarus americanus (American lobster), 1057 nucleotides long. RefSeq names its product FK506-binding protein 2-like. The transcript is spliced from 6 exons. Bases 106 to 912 code for a protein of 268 amino acids. Lineage: Eukaryota; Metazoa; Arthropoda; Malacostraca; Decapoda; Nephropidae. Gene Ontology annotation, molecular function: peptidyl-prolyl cis-trans isomerase activity. The record is from RefSeq and is a predicted model, not a curated record. Gene Ontology annotation, biological process: protein peptidyl-prolyl isomerization.